This is a messenger RNA of Striga asiatica, 381 nucleotides long. Lineage: Eukaryota; Viridiplantae; Streptophyta; Magnoliopsida; Lamiales; Orobanchaceae. The record is from the annotation of a GenBank genome assembly.
AUGGCAGCCGUAGCCGGAGUUAGCAUCACAAGCCCCAAAUUCUUCAUCGCCGCGUCAAGCUCCUCGAAACCCGGCCCAAUUAAGCUCUCCGUCCUCAACACGCCGUGGAGAAACAGCAGCGCCGCCCAGAUCCGGCGGAUGCGCGCGACGGCGGCGGCACCGGAACAGAUUUCGGAGAAGGUUGUGGAGAGCAUCAAGAGCGCGGAGGAGGCUUGCUCGGAGGACCCGAAGAGCGGUGAGUGCGCGGCAGCGUGGGACGAGGUGGAGGAGCUGAGCGCGGCGGCCAGCCACGCCAGGGACCGCCAGAAGGAGGCCGACCCGCUCGAGAACUACUGCAAGGACAACCCGGAGACUGACGAGUGCCGCACGUACGACAAUUGA